Molecule: messenger RNA, 2205 nt
Organism: Bursaphelenchus okinawaensis
Lineage: Eukaryota; Metazoa; Nematoda; Chromadorea; Rhabditida; Aphelenchoididae
Source: the annotation of a GenBank genome assembly
AUGCCUUUUAUUGUGUAAGUUUAUAUUGUUUUAGGUUGGUGAAGCUUUUUUAGGUUGUUCAAAUAAUUCUGAGCCCGUUUUAAAGCAAAUUUUUGGGGUUAGGGGACGCAGAAUUAUUUGAUCAAUCUAAUAAAAUUUAUAUUUUUAUUGUUUUUGGCUGUAUUUACUCACAUACUAUCAUAACCUCACAUAUUAUCAUAACUUUAACAGUAACAUUUGUAGAAAUAUAGCCAUAUUGGUACUGCUUAUGUUCCACUUUAUUCUCACGCUCUAUACCUUGGUAUAUCUUCGUCAUGUUGAAAUGGGGAUGAACCAGAACUUUGAUGACAUUAAGUGGAGCUUGCACAUGGAUCCUGGCCCUGUAAGAGGAAGAACCUUCAGAACGAAAGACUCUCACGAUGAAGGUGGAAAGCCGAUCAAAACGAGGACUCUACAUACUUGUAAGUCUUGUUUUUGUUGUAAAUAGUAUUGUAGUAGGUUCGUGCUAUAAGAAACAGAAAGCAACGGAAAUACUAUAACUUGUGUUAACAAUAUAAAAAGUCAUUUUCAGGUGCGUCUGGUACUCGAACCGACCAAAACAAAGGGAAAACGAAGGGAACGUUUGAGGCAGGCGAAGUGACAGCAGCUUCAACUGAUACAAACUGCAACAAAUGUCAUGAAGCUACUGCUGGUAGGUGUAUUUUUCAUAAUAUAACACUAGGUUGUUCAAAUAAUUCUGUGUCUCCUCUUAAGCAACUUUUUGUUGCUAUGGGCCACAGAAUUAUUUAAGACCUAAUGUUAUCUUAUGUUUAGUCGUCUGUUGUUUAUUGGUAAGUUAAGGUAGAAUAGGGUAGUGUAUGACAGUGUGGAUAUGUUAUUAUACACAAUUUUAAUAUAUAAUACUACUUUUAGCCGGAACAACAGUACCAACAAACGAAGAUACGGCAGUCAGCAAAGACGCUACGACCCAAGCUACUACAACAUGCGAAAAUACGGCAGAAAAACAUCCUUCACCAGCGAACAAUCAACCUGCAGAAACAAGAAAUCAACCUCAAACACCAAACAAGCCUGCAGCCCUAAACGACAAGCCUAAACCAUUAACUCCCAGUCCAAACCGGCCAAAGAAAGAAUCAGCGAGAAAUGGAAAUAAUACGAAUACUACAGAAGGCACUGAAGGUAAUACCACGGAUGGCACCACUGAUGGUACUACAGAUGGCCAAACGUCCAGAACAGGUACUCAGUCGUGCUCAUGCCUACAUGGCCUUGAACAUGAUGGUGAACAUAAACAUGACGGUGUAGAUGGUGCAGAAAAUGAUGGUGGAGCUGGUGUUGAACAUGAUGGCAAACAAGGUGAGCAACAUUUGGAGAAAGAAAAAACUGCACUAACAGGUGAAACUCCCCAAGGUAAAGAAGAUGUUAAGGAUGAUGGUAAGGGCAGAAGGAAUAAGAGUAAAAGAGAACAAAAGGAAGAGCUAAAAGAUCUACAAGUCGAUGGAAUGAUGGUAGCAAAAGAAUUAUUCAAAAAGAGAGAAGAACUUAAGAAUGUUGCCAAGAAGCACAAGCACAACGAUGACAAGAUCAGUAUGCACGACUUCCUCGAACUUAUGAAAGACGAAAAGUCUUCAGAUGAAUCACCAGCAAAUAAACCUUCAGAUGCAAACUUUAAAGCUUCGGAAACAAAAGUUAAGGCAUCAGAGACUCGUAUCAAACGUUCAGCAUCCAAAAAGCCUUCAGAAUCUAAUGUAAGGCCUUCGGGAUCCAAAAAGCCUUCAGAAUCUAAUGCAAGGCCUUUAGAAGCAAACACAAAACCUUCAGAUUCUCAAAAGAAACGUAGAGUUUCAAAGAAGUCUUCAGCAAUGGAUCAAACUCCAAAAUCCAAGAAAAUACCCAAAGAAACAGAGCAAAAAGAAAAGAAAAAGGAGCCAGAAGAACAAAAAAAGGAAGAAAAAUCAUCGCAGAAGCGAAAGAAAAAGUUAAAACAGGUCAUCAAGGUGAGGAAGGUUUAAAAUUUAAAUAUUUUUGAAAUUUAUCAGUCAGUUUUUUUGAUGUUUAUGACUCUUGACUGUAGUUUGUUGUGGUAGCAAGUUAAUAUUACCUUUUGAUGUUUUGCACUUUUUUUUAAAAUUUUUUUGUCAUUUUUAAUGUGGCUACUUUCAGAAGAUCUCCAGUGAAAUCAAAGAGCUACAUCCGGACAAAUUGCUGAAGCAGAAGAAGUCAAAGAAUUGA